Ochotona princeps (American pika) is the source of this 2629-nucleotide messenger RNA. RefSeq names its product gametogenetin (gene GGN). Gene Ontology annotation, biological process: gamete generation; double-strand break repair. The transcript has 3 exons. NCBI's taxonomy places the organism in Eukaryota, Metazoa, Chordata, Mammalia, Lagomorpha, Ochotonidae. The record is from RefSeq and is a predicted model, not a curated record. Bases 327 to 2570 code for a protein of 747 amino acids. Gene Ontology annotation, molecular function: ubiquitin protein ligase binding.
GGGCAGAGGACGAGGAGGCCCGGGGCCGCCCAGAAAAAACCUCUGCAGAUCCGAAAGGGAGACCCGGGUCCGUCGGGGGCUGGGCUGCAGCGGGCCCCCAUGAGGGCGGGGCUCGAGCCCGGAGGGGGGGCCUCGAACUCGCCGUCUCGUCCACUUGCCUUCACCCGCAUCUCCGUUCUUUUCGGUUAUUUUCUGCUACGGCCGUUCCCCGCCCUGCCCUGGGCCCAGGGGGUAGCGGUCUGAACUUGGGUCGGCUGGAGGAGCCGACCUGGACCACUCACGGGCGCUGGUCUGUUCUGACCACAGCCCCCCGACCUCGGUCAGAAAUGGGGAACGUGCAAUCGGAGCCGUCCGCUGGCGGUGGCUCCCGAAAACAGCAGGCCUCAGACUGCCGGCGGCCGUCCCUGGUGGAGCCCGAGGUGACCCCUUCCUCUCCAGCCAUGCGCCUGGCUCGCGGGCUGGGCGUCUGGUUCCCUGGCAGCUCCGCGCCCCCGGGCCUUCUGGUGUCCCCAGAGCCCCAGGCCUCACCCUCGUCCCUGACCUUAGAACUGCCCACACCAGAGGCGUCCUCUCCAGAAAUGCCGGCUGUGGCCGGGGUCUCCACACCACCCCCGCCCCCUGUGGGGACCCUGCUGCCCGCGCCCUCUAAGUGGCGGAAACUCCCGGGCACGCAGGUGCCUCGCAUCCGCGGCCUGCUGGAGGGCAGCCACCGCGGCCAGGGGGAUCCCGUGAGCCUACGGCCACUCCCGGUGCUGCCACGACAACUAACGGAAAAGGACCCCGUUCCGAGGCCGCCCUCCCCAAUGCCGCCACCCCUCAAACCGUGGAAGCUGCCGCCACCGCCGCCACCACUUUCCAACCGGCAGCCCCUGGAUCGCAGCAUCAUUCCUGCUCUGGCCACUGUCACACCUUCCGUACCUGCCACAGUCCCCACCGCCACCCCAAGCCCUGUCUGGCCCUGCAGCGAGGGUCCGAUGGCCGGUGGCGGGACCCGCGGAGGGCCACCUGCCCAAGUGGAGGAAAGCGAAAAGGCCGGGAAGGCGAACUCUGAGUCUGGCCUGAACCUGCUUUGCAAAGUUGCCUUCAAGCCGGGCAGCCAACUGCCUGCCGGGGCACCCUCGGCCCCCUCGAGCCCCUCGAGCCCCUCGAGCCCCUCGAGCCCCUCAGCAGCCACGGCCUCGCCCACAGGUGGGGCCAGCGAUGGACUGGUCGCUGCCGCGGGGCCCGUCUCCUACGCCGAGGUCCUGAAGCAGAGGCCCCUGGCUCCUGGCGCCUCGCGUACGUUAGGAGAGGUCCCUCAGGAUGCCCAAGAAACCAAGGGCGGUAAUGGAGACGGCGAAGUGUGUCCCGGGCCUCCCUCGGGGCCCGCCCCUCCCUCGGGGCCCGCCCCCCACGCCCGGACCCUACCGCCGCCGCCCUACACCACCUUCCCAGGCUCGCAGCCCAAAUUUGACUGGUUGAGCCCUCCAGACGGCCCCGAACGCCACUUCCGCUUCAACGGGGCUGUCGGAGGCAUCGGGGUGCCCAGACGACGAGCCGUGGCGCUCUCAGGGCCCUGGGGCUCCCCUCCACCUCCGCUGCGGCCCAUCUAUCCGGCUCCCGGGCCCCGCAGGCCCGCCCCUGCCCUGCUGGCGCCGCCCAUGUUCAUCUUCCCGGCGCCCACCAAUGGCGAGCCCGUGCGCCCCGUGCCUCCAAGCCAGCCCGAGUUGCCGCCGCCCACGCCACCUGCCACGCCGUCGUCCGCGCCGCUGCCCCCACCGCAGCCACCAGCGCGCCAGCCAACGCCGCUGCCGGUGGUACCCCCACCCACCGCAAGUCCCGGCCCCGUGGAGUCAACCCCGGCUCCUGCCCCGGCUCCCGCGCUGCCCCCUGUCCUGGCCACCGACCAGAUCCCGGUCUCCUCGGCCCCGGCCCUGAUUCCGGUCCCUGCCCCGGCUCUGGCUCCUGCCCCGGCCCCGGCUUCUGCCCCAACCCCGGUUUCUGCCCCGGCCCCGGCUUCGGCCCCGGCUCCUGACCCAGCCCCGGCUCCUGCCCCGAACCCGACCCCGGCCCCGGCUCCUGACCCAGCCCCGGCGGCUCCGGAUCCGCCCCCAGCCCUGGCCUCGGACCCAGCCCCAGCUCCAGCUGCAACUCCUCCCGCGGCCGAAACUUUGCCACCCACGCCCACAGCUGCGCCCGCUCCCAUCAAAACUCGCACGCGCAGGAACAAAGGUCCCCGUGCAGCGCGAGUUGUGACCGGCGAAGACGGCGCGCCUGGCGACGGUCCCCGGGAGCGGAAUGUGACAGUAGUGACCAAUAGUGGCGGCGGUGGCGGGGCUCCACCGUCAGGCCCGGCCAGCAAGGCCUCUGUGCGCCACUGGCCGCCUUUCCAGGUGCUCAACUCUUGUCCCUGCAAGUGUUACUGCCGCCACCAGGCGCGCCAUCGCCGCCUGCCACGCAACGUAUCUGCCUGGCUGAGCACACCCACCAACCACCUGAGCGAGCCACCUUGGGUCGCCACCAUCAAGCUGGCGGGUUCCCUGGUAGCUGGGCUGGAGCACUACGACUUGCAGGCCACCCACUCCAACUGAGCACGGUCUGAUCAACACCUGCUGCCUUCCCUCCAUAACAAUAAAGUAACAACCUGGAA